AUGAGUAAACUUAACAGACAAGAUUUUGAAAAUCAUCAAUUCAUUAAUUCGGAGGAAAUAUUCACUAACAAUAAUAAUAAUAAUAAUAUAGAAGAGAAAGUAAAAAAGCAUGUAAAACUCGAACAAGAAAUAUUUUCAGAUGAUAUUUGUUUUGAAAUAAUUUCAAUGAUUGAUGAUUCGUGGUUUAUUUUAAAUAAUUGUACUUUAAUUUCAAAACAAUUCUUUAAUGUGAUCAAGGAACGUUCAAAACUUGUUAUUCAAUUUAAAAAAAAAUUUACAGAGAAACGAGUUGAAAUAUUAAAGAAAAGUCAAUUUAUGAAUAGUAUUGUUAAUCUUAAAUUUUCAACAAAUUUGUUUGACUAUUUUGAAGAAGCAAAAUUUAUAAGUGAAAUGAAAGAAUUAACAUCGCUUAAUAUUAAUGGCAAUGUAAUUGGUGCAGAAGGAGCAAAAUUCAUCAGUGGAAUGAAACAAUUGACAUCACUUAAUAUUUCUUACAAUGUAAUUGGUGAUAAAGGAGCUAAAUUGAUAAGUGAAAUGAAACAGUUAAUAUCAAUUAAUAUUUCUUACAAUAGAAUUUGUGGUGAAGGAGCUAAAUUCAUAAGUGAAAUGAAACAAUUGACAUCACUUAAUAUUGCUAACAAUUCAAUUGGCGAUACAGGAGCUAAAUUCAUCAGUGGAAUGAAAGAAUUAACAUCACUUGAUAUAUAUAAUAAUAGAAUUGGCAGAGAAGGAGCAAAAUACAUUAGUGAAAUGAAACAAUUGACAUCACUUGAUAUUGGUGGCAAUCAAAUUGGUGAUGAAGAAGUAAAAUUGAUAAGUGAAAUGAAACAAUUGACAUCACUAAGAAAAUAA
Molecule: messenger RNA, 852 nt
Organism: Naegleria gruberi
Lineage: Eukaryota; Heterolobosea; Eutetramitea; Acrasida; Naegleriidae
Exons: 1
Coding region: 1-852 (283 amino acids)
Biological process (GO): nucleocytoplasmic transport; activation of GTPase activity
Cellular component (GO): nucleus; cytosol; perinuclear region of cytoplasm
Molecular function (GO): small GTPase binding; GTPase activator activity
Source: RefSeq, a predicted model, not a curated record